Trichosporon asahii var. asahii CBS 2479 is the source of this 906-nucleotide messenger RNA. RefSeq lists its product as uncharacterized. The record is from RefSeq and is a predicted model, not a curated record. The transcript is spliced from 4 exons. Lineage: Eukaryota; Fungi; Basidiomycota; Tremellomycetes; Trichosporonales; Trichosporonaceae. The coding region runs from base 1 to 906 and encodes 301 amino acids.
AUGGUCGGCUUGCUCACCGACGACGUCCUCUUGGCUGGGAGCUCAGAGCUUAUGCUCAGCUCCCGGGGACGACCGAGCCUUCCCCGUAACCAGAGGGGUUGUGUGGAGCCAGUGCGGAACGUUCGUCGCGAGAUGUCAUGUGCAGAUGGGCUCGACGUUUUGGGUAUUCACAGUGACGGAGACGAAUGCCCCCCUCUUGACAACUCCUCAUCCCUCACUCCCAGCAUGCUGACCUCCUCGUUGUUCACGCUGGCCACUCUCGUCCGACGGCAAUUCGGCGACCACCUCGGGCACAACGGCAACGUGACCUGGCCAAUUCAGACGAUUCCCUACGAGGAGGACGUGCCCGCCAACUGCUCGACGCCUUGCAAUUCCUGGAAAGAAGCGACGCGGAAGGGCGCCUGCGCCAUCCCGUUGCCCAGCAGUCUUCCCCCCGCUGCACAGACCAGCGCACUGCCUGAUGGCAGCAAGCUCGCCGCUUGCCCGAUAUGGACGAUGCGAAACGAGGACGUCUGCGCUGUGCUGGACGUUCAGGCUCAGUGUCUUCUGUGCGCGUUCCCAGAGCUGAACGAAACGGCACCGGAGUACGUUGCUUCGUAUGGAGGUGUGGUGAAGGAUUGUCAGGAGCAGGGGUUCAGGUUGCCGGAGUCGGUACCGGGGAUCAACAUGCAAGACCCCACAUCUGGUGCGGGAGAACAGACAGCAGAGGCAAACGCCGGUACACCUUGGGACCAGGUUUAUAACCCGCCGCCCGCGAACACUCCCGCCGUUGCUGCAGCUCAAUCUCCCAGUAGCUCGAGCGCAGCCGCUCCAUCCGCCACCACAACGUCGGGAGCGGCACGGCUCUGGUCUCACCACGUUUUGGCUCUGGGGCUGACGGCGCUCUCCAUAGUGGCUAUCGUGUAA